AUGAUCCCAGAAGGGUCUAGACGAUUCCUCAAAUGGUCAAUUUGCAUGCUCCGGCUUGCUUCUAAGAAAGAAACAAUGGCAUCUAAAGGAUUGCGAGCCACAUACACAAUUCGGGCAUUGGAUUGCUUGAUGGAUUGUGCUAGCGUUGACUGGGGUACAAGGGCAGAGUUCAAGGGGAUGUCCGAGAGUAGUGUAUAUCGAGUGCGGUUCACAAAACGUGGAACCUCUAUUGAUUGGCCAACAACUUUCACAGCAACCUCUAAUCCUACGUACCAAAACCAGAGCCUUCCCUCGCCGUUUCUUACUUGCGGAGCUGCCAUGGCGACCGCCGCGUGCAAUCCAGUGAAGGAGCAGAUUGAGUUGACGGAAACGGAAAGGAAGAUUUUCGAUAGGCUUUUGAACACCCUUCGCUACUUCAAUCUCCAAACUCAGCUUCGAGUUGCGGGUGGAUGGGUCCGGGAUAAGCUUCUCGGCAAAGAAUGUUGUGACAUUGACAUCGCACUUGACAAUAUGUUGGGCAGUGAAUUUGUUUAUAAGGUUCGGGAAUACUUGUCGUCUAUAGGGGAAGAGGCACAGGGGCUUGCUGUCAUUCCUAGUAAUCCUGAGCAGUCUAAGCACUUAGAAACAGCAAGGAUGCGCCUUUUUGAUUUAUGGAUUGAUUUUGUGAACUUAAGGUGUGAGGACUACAGUGAGAAUAGCCACAUUCCUAGAAGGAAAUUUGGUACUGCUGAGGAGGAUGCAUAUCGAAGGGAUUUGACCAUUAAUAGCUUGUUCUACAAUAUUAACACCAACUUAGUCGAAGACUUCACUAAAAGAGGGAUUGAGGAUCUAAAAUUUGGAAGGAUAGUGACUCCAUUACCUCCGAAGGAAACGUUUUCGGAUGAUCCCCUACGGGUUCUUCGAGCUAUUCGUUUCGCUACAAGGUUUGGUUUUGCGCUGGAUGAAGAAUUAAAGAAAGCUGCUGCUUGUGAUGAUGUAAAAACAGCUCUUGCAGAUAAAAUUAGCAGAGAGCGCAUUGGAACUGAAAUUGACCUCAUGAUCUCUGGCAAUCAACCUGUUCAAGCAGUUGACUACAUUUGUGAUCUGACAUUAUUUUGGGUUGUUUUCAAUCUCCCUCCGGGGGUUGAGCCUGCUGUAUCAGAAGAAUGCUACAGGCUUUCUGCUGCUUAUUUGGAUGCUACAUGGAAACUUCUCCAACGUAUUGGAUGCUCCAGCUUUAGUGGUGAACAGAGAAGGCUGGCUUUGUAUUCUGCUUUGUUUCUUCCAUUGCGCAAUGCCACAUACAAGGAUCGAAAAGGUAAGAAGAUUCCUGCUGUCAACUACAUUUUCAAGGAUUCCCUUAAGCGAAAAGCAAGUGAUGCUGAAACGGUCAUAAACGUCCACAAGUCAUCGGACAAAUUCUUAUCUUUGAUUCCUUGCCUCUUAUCAAAUGGUGAUAUGCAACUCACCAAGGUUGACUGGGGACGAGAAUUUGUCCAUGUCCCCGUUAGUUCAAAACUGCGGGUACUGACAGGGUUUCUUCUCAGAGAAAUUAAAGAUUUUUGGCGAGUUGCUUUGUUGAUGUCUACAUUGCUAUAUCCCACUGAUAUUGAUUGCACUCAAGAUGAUGGAGACAAGCAGUUUCAACUGGAUAAAAGAAAAAAACUUUUUGUGUCAGUUGAGAAUGCCGUGGUUAAAUUAGGUCUUGAGAAAGUCUGGGAUAUAAAACCAUUGGUUAAUGGGAAGGACAUUAUGAAUGUUUUGCAGCUUAGAGUUGGAGGGCCGCUUGUUAGUGAAUGGCAUCAAAAAGUUCUCGCAUGGCAGCUCGCACAUCCUUGCGGGACUGCAGAGGAAUGUCUUGAUUGGAUGAGGGACAGAUGCAGUAACUGCCUGGUGACCAGACAUUUUUCUUCAACCUAA
Molecule: messenger RNA, 1899 nt
Organism: Theobroma cacao (cacao)
Lineage: Eukaryota; Viridiplantae; Streptophyta; Magnoliopsida; Malvales; Malvaceae
Source: RefSeq, a predicted model, not a curated record